This is a messenger RNA of Macrosiphum euphorbiae (potato aphid), 489 nucleotides long. The record is from the annotation of a GenBank genome assembly. NCBI's taxonomy places the organism in Eukaryota, Metazoa, Arthropoda, Insecta, Hemiptera, Aphididae.
AUGACUGGUGGUGGUAGUCUAAGGGAAGUAUUGCAUAAAAUUCAUGAACUUAUUGCAUUAUUAAAUCAAGGAGGUUUUAAGCUGCAAAAAUGGGCAAGCAACCACCACGAAGCCUUGCAACACAUACCCUCUGAACACCAAAUUAAAGAAAUAUCAUUCAAAGAAGAUAUAGACUCUACAAUAAAAAUAUUGGGCAUCAAUUGGAACACAACGAAUGACACAUUUACAUUUAGGGCAGAACCAAUGAAAACUAUCUCUUAUCUAACAAAAAGGGAACUAUUAUCCGAAAUUGCAAGAAACUUUGAUCCUUGUGGUUGGUUGGCGCCCUUAUUAGUUGUUGCAAAAUUGAUAAUGCAGCAAUUGUGGCAAGAGCGCAUAGCGUGGAAAGACCACAACCCCCAACAUUUAUUUAACGCCUGGAAAAUACAUAGAACGUCAUUUAAAUUUUUAAACACAUUUGGAAUACCACGGCACAUAAUGAAUUCAUAG